Messenger RNA from Olea europaea var. sylvestris, 1563 nucleotides. RefSeq lists its product as uncharacterized. The transcript has 2 exons. Lineage: Eukaryota; Viridiplantae; Streptophyta; Magnoliopsida; Lamiales; Oleaceae. The record is from RefSeq and is a predicted model, not a curated record. The coding region runs from base 1 to 1563 and encodes 520 amino acids. Gene Ontology annotation, molecular function: zinc ion binding; nucleic acid binding.
AUGAAGGCAUUUUUUAAAUCCAUGGAUGAGCGUGUCUGGCAGAGCAUAGUGAAUGGUUGGUCUGUCCCUAAUACCACAGUAGAUGGUGUAUUCACUCCUACCCUCGUAGAAAACUGGUCUAGAGCACAGUUGGAUAGAUGUAACUUUAAUAACAAGGCCAUACAUGCAUUGUUUAUGGCUGUGCCUCUGAGGAAUUUAAGAGAGUAUCUAUGUGUGAGGUUCAAGGAAAUUAGGAUGAGAGAUGAUGAUACAUUUGAUGUCUUUUAUGCGAGCUUAAAUGAUAUAGUGAAUUCCUCCUUGAACCUAGGUGAGAAAAUUCCUGAGCCCAAGAUAGUUAGAAAAAUUCUUAGAUCCUUACCCAAGCGUUUCAAGCCGAAAGUCACAGCUAUUAAAGAGAUGGCCUACCUAACUAAGAAAUUUCGAAAAAUAUUUAGGAAAAAGAAGAAGUCUCAAGAGAGACAAAAAGGUGGCCCGAAUGAAUCUAGGAAAAAAUCUAAAUUCGUGAGAUGCCAUAACUAUCAGGGUUUCGGUCACGUGAGGAAUGAGUGCCCUAGUGCUAAGAAAUUUGAAGAGAAGGCUGUGAAUAUUACUCUCACUGAUGAUGGGUCGAGCUCGAAAAAUCAGAGUGAGAAAUCCACCCGUGAAGAGAGUGGAAAAUAUGUGGUCUUCAUUGCUAGGGGUAAAAGUGGAUCCGAUCAGAGAAGUGAAAGGACAGAGGACUUAGAUAGUAGUGAAGAUUCUAAUGAUGAAAGUGGAAGUGUGGAAGAUCUAGAAGCAGCCUAUGAUAUGAUGUAUGAGGAAAGCCUUAAGAUCUUAGCCACUAACCAGGCAAUGAGCAAAAAAGUGAAAGAGCUUAAGCUAGAGAAGGAACAAUUAGAGGCCCGUGUUAGUGAUCUCACUAGUAAGAAUGAGAUGUCCUUUAGGAGAGUAAGUAAGCUGACCAUUGUGAAUGAGACCUUAGCUAUUCAGGUUAAACACCUUAAGAGUGAGCUAGAGUUGUCUAGGUCUCAGUUACUUGCCUUUUCUAGCAGUUCUGAAAGGCUAGAUAAUAUUCUAGGAAUGGGCAAGCCGGCUGGUGAUAAGGGAGGUCUAGGUUUUGAUCUGAAUGUUGCUAGUACAUCACAGACCACCUUUGUUCGUGCUACUGACCAGCCAAACAUUGUGACUAACCCUAUACCAAAUGUUGUGGGAACUUCAGGACGUAGGUCUACCAGACAUCCUAGGACUCGUCGGCCUAGGAAUAGAAAUCAGCGUAAGCAUAUCACAGGUCCUAGGUUUAUCCCUACAUGUUUUCACUAUGGAGAAUUAGGUCACAUCUGCCCUAAGUAUGAUCACUACCUGAACAAUAGGAAAGUCUUGAGCUUAAAAAAGAACAAAAAUCAGGUGUCUGUUGAUCAGAUUGGAUUCCUUACUGAUCAAGUGAAUCAUUUGCCUCAAUUGGUGACACAACUGUCUGGAAACAAUUCUCGCUCUAGACAGGUUUGGGUGAAGAAAAGCGAUCUCUCAAAUUUGGUUAGAGAUCGUGUUGCGCUUAAAGGAAAGAGCGCUUAUAUACCUACUUGA